Coregonus clupeaformis (lake whitefish) is the source of this 1794-nucleotide messenger RNA. RefSeq names its product replication termination factor 2. The transcript is spliced from 9 exons. The coding region runs from base 90 to 1010 and encodes 306 amino acids. Gene Ontology annotation, cellular component: nucleus. Lineage: Eukaryota; Metazoa; Chordata; Actinopteri; Salmoniformes; Salmonidae. The record is from RefSeq and is a predicted model, not a curated record. Gene Ontology annotation, biological process: mitotic DNA replication termination; site-specific DNA replication termination at RTS1 barrier.
ACGAAGAAGAUUAUAUUAUUUGUUUAUAACCAGGCUGCUCGGGUUUUCUCCAACAGGGCAGGCCAAUAACUUUUCUGCUAUUUGUCAAAAUGGGAUGUGAUGGUGGAACUAUUCCUAAAAGGCAUGAGUUGGUAAAAGGCCCAAAGAAAGUUGAGAAGGUUGACAAAAAUGCAGCGCUUGCUGCCCAGUGGAAGUACUGUGCUCUCAGUACAGAGAAACUCAGGCGCCCUAUUGUUGCUUGUGAUCUGGGAAGACUUUAUAACAAAGAUGCCGUGAUUGAGUACCUUCUGGAUAAAUCUGCCGAUAGACCCAACAGCGAGGUUGUAUCACACCUUCGUGGCAUUAAGGAUAUAAAGGAGCUGAACCUGACUGACAACCCAGCCUGGGAGGGCGAGAGGAGGAACACCAAAGGGGACCGCUAUGAGGACAUGCACUGUGCCAUGUUCAUCUGUCCUGUGGUGGGCCUGGAGAUGAAUGGCAAACAUAGGUUCUGUUUCCUGCAGACCUGUGGCUGUGUGUUUUCAGACCGGGCCAUGAAAGAAGUCAAGACUGAGAUCUGCCACAAGUGUGGUGACCCGUUCAAAGAAGAAAACCUUGUAGUCCUCAACGGGACCAAGGAAGAGGUGGAGAAACUGAGGGAGAAAAUGGAGGAGAAGAGAGCCAAGGCCAAGGCAACAAAGAAAUCAACGAAGAGCAAAGUUGCUGAGACUGUUGCCAAGCAGUCUGACUCAAAAGAAAAUCCAGAGUCCACUGAAACCGUUUCUGCAGAGGGCAAAACUUCAACACAAAAUGGUGGAGACAGCAGCCAGCCAGCACUCCCUGGACCCCCUGGUUCUUCCAGCUCCUCCAAGGUGGUUACACCCUUGGCGGCAACCGGGAGCAAGCGGUCCAUCCAGACCAUGGAAGAGAAGUCGGAGACCUACAAAUCUCUCUUCACCAGCCACAGUUCAGCCAAACGCACCAAAGCCCAGACCUCCAACUGGGUCACCCACACCCCCUACCAUUUCUAAAUUACUUAACCUCCCCUAUAUCACCCCCAAGUGGUCAUGGCAGGCAUCACACACAACCAGGUUGUGUAUUUGAAGGGUAUCUAUAAAAAGUUAUUCAUAACACAUUCAUAACCCAUACUUAAUACAUUCAUAAGCAGUACGUGAGCAUUUCAUAAAUGCUUAUGUCAACAACUGCAAGUUCAAAGUUCACAUUUCUGUGACAUAAAGGCAAUAUCAACAUGCUACUGCUUAUGAAUGUGAUAUGUGGGUUAUGAAGCCCUUAUGUCGGUAUCCUUCAAGUAAAGUGUUAAGGAAUUUGACAGAUUACUUUUUCUUAUAGGUAUUCUUGGCUCAGGCUAGGAAUGGCUGUAUUAUAUAUUGGUCUUAUCUAGGUAUCUAUCUAGGUUUCUAUGUAUAGAUGUGGAUUUGGCAAGUCAUUUAUGAUUAAUCUUUUGAUUAUGGUUUCCUAUGCAAUAUGACAUACAAAUGUUUUGAAAUUAUAUUUCAAGGUCGUAGUUUAUCUUUUUGCUAUAGGAAGUGGAAUAGUGAGUUUUUGUAGUGUUCAUUCAAAAUGUGUAUUCAAUAAGCUCAUUACUUCCAUAAACAUUGUCUAUACUUAAUGUUGAUGUUUCCUCCAAAUAGCUUGUCACCCACCACCACCCAUCAAAAUAUAGAUGGGGGGAAAAAACGUGCAUAUUUCAUUUUUAUUUAAAUGGUUACCUUUUAAAUACAUUUUUCCACUUAUGUUUGUUCACCCCUCAACCCAAACAAUAUCAAAAUAAAGACUGUCCUUUUACUUUAAAAA